Mucor mucedo is the source of this 1008-nucleotide messenger RNA. RefSeq lists its product as uncharacterized. Gene Ontology annotation, cellular component: Golgi apparatus. The transcript has 5 exons. The record is from RefSeq and is a predicted model, not a curated record. Bases 1 to 1008 code for a protein of 335 amino acids. Lineage: Eukaryota; Fungi; Mucoromycota; Mucoromycetes; Mucorales; Mucoraceae.
AUGGCUAUAUGUCAAUGUCUAAUUGUUAUUGCGUUACAAGGUUCUAUUUGUUAUUUAAAUACAAAGCAAGCCCAACUAUUACCAGAACCGUCGACCGACAGUGCCAUGACAGCUAGUUCAACACAAAACGAUUGGGCACCGGUUAGAGCUGCCGACCGACUUGGAAGAAUCAAGUGGGAAAACAUUGCAUUUAUGGGAUUUCAACUUUGGUUUUUGGGCAUGGCCUUUGAUGCAACUGUAUAUCAAAAUACGGCGGAGAUUUUGGCGCUGGGUAUUUUAAAUGUCGCCUGUGCAGUUUUAGGAGCCCUUCAAGUUGUAGAUGGUGUAAAAUGGUUAGACCGUCUUACAGGCACCAGUUAUCCGACCGAACCAUUAGCCAUGGCAGAGAAAAUCGAAAUUUCGUUAUCCGUCGUUCUUUUGACGUUUGCAAUCAUCAUGUCCUACCUUAGUUAUCAAAUGUCAAAACAAUUUGGUUGGAAUAUCUACAAGAAAAUUGGCGCUGAUGUUCAAAUACAAAAAAUGUACCGCAUGUUUCAAUUCUUUGUCUUGGCUUUGAAAAUCGACUUCUUCACAGGGUUCAUGGUAUCCAUCUUUUAUUUAAUCCAAUUCGCAAUGAAGAAGGGUAUUAUGUGGGAGACCAUUGUUCAAGUCAUUGUUACCGUUUGCAUGAUCCCCAUGCUUUUCUUUGGAAGAUCAGCUGGAAGUGCAGAGAGUAAAACCAAGAUGAUCAUUUUCCUUACUUUCUUAUGCCUUGUCUUAUUCCAUUUUGUCUUGAUCUUCACGCAGACUCUCCAGCCUAACAACAGCUGGUAUACCUGGAUUGUAUUGAUCUGGAUUGGUGUCGCUUUCACUCUAAUCACAGCCGGUUUAGGUAUCGUCUGUACCAUCAACUUUGGCAAGGGAUUAAAACCAUUCACCCAAAGAGGAAGCUUAAAAACGAAAAUGGAUAUUGAAAGCAACGCGAAAAAAGCAAACGCCCACGAAAGUUGGGUCAUUGAUGAAGAUUAA